Gastrolobium bilobum is the source of this 1044-nucleotide messenger RNA. RefSeq lists its product as uncharacterized. The transcript is spliced from 2 exons. The record is from RefSeq and is a predicted model, not a curated record. The coding region runs from base 1 to 1044 and encodes 347 amino acids. Lineage: Eukaryota; Viridiplantae; Streptophyta; Magnoliopsida; Fabales; Fabaceae.
AUGGCUGAUCAUAACAAUAACAAUGAUGGAAUCCCUCCUGAACAGAACUUUAGAGCUUUGGCUGCUCCUUUCAGGCACAGACCAGAAAUGGGAAAUUGCGAGGUGUUAUACCACCUGGGACAGAUAGCUACUAGCCUCAACAUCAAGACACCAGAACAUUUGCCAGGGGAUACUAACGUCCCCUCUAAAUCUCAACCAGAACCCUCCAAGGUUGUCACACUAAGAAGUGGGAGAGUUACUACACAAACUGCAACAGCUCCCAAGACCUCAACCAUAGACACCAGGGAGGAACGUGACAAACCACCUGAAGCAUUUCCAAAAGCACCACAACAAGCAGUUGUCGAGCAAAACCUAGAGCUUGAUGAAGAAGUUGAAGCUGAGGAAACCCCAGUGGACAGAAGCAGAACAAGCAGUCCACCACAAACCAAGCAAGUACCAGUCAAAAUUCUGGUCCCCCAAAGAACAAGGAAGCAACAAGAUGAUAAGCAGUUUGGAAAAUUUCUAGAUAUUCUAAAACAACUCCACAUCAAUAUACCUCUGGUGGAUGCACUGGAACAAAUGCCCAAGUAUGUCAAAUUCAUGAAAGAUGUUCUCUCCAGAAAAAUAGGCAUAACAGAAUAUGAAACCGUGAAAAUGACACAAAAAAGCUGCCAAUACUUGGGCAAACUUCCACCAAAAUUACAAGAUCCAGGAAGCUUUACCAUUUCUUGUGUGAUAGGAAACACUUAUCAAGGCAAAGCCUUGUGUGACUUAGGGGCAAGCAUCAAUCUCAUGCCAUCAUCAAUUUUCAGACAAUUAGCCACAGGACCAGCAAAACCAACCACGGUAACCUUACAAAUGUUAGACAGAUCCAUUGUCAAACCAGAGGGAAAGGUGGAAGACCUACUAGUCAAAGUAGAUAAAUUCAUCUUUCCCGCUGACUUCAUCAUUUUGGACUAUGAAGUUGAUACUGACGUUCCCAUCAUCCUGGGACGUCCAUUCCUAGCAACUAGAGGAGUGGUCAUCAAUGUGCAAAAAGGGGGAACUCACAAUGAGAGUACAUGA